Molecule: messenger RNA, 814 nt
Organism: Manis pentadactyla (Chinese pangolin)
Lineage: Eukaryota; Metazoa; Chordata; Mammalia; Pholidota; Manidae
Gene: FCER1G
Product: Fc epsilon receptor Ig
Exons: 5
Coding region: 298-558 (86 amino acids)
Biological process (GO): T cell differentiation involved in immune response; antigen processing and presentation of exogenous peptide antigen via MHC class I; Fc-gamma receptor signaling pathway
Cellular component (GO): Fc-epsilon receptor I complex; membrane; external side of plasma membrane
Molecular function (GO): IgG binding; IgE receptor activity
Source: RefSeq, a predicted model, not a curated record
CUGGAGUGAGAUGGUGGAUUUAGCCUUUCUCGAGCACCUAGGUCCCCUCUCUGCACGGUAGCAGGGGCUUGGUCACCGAAGAACUGAGGUGUGGUGCCCAAAUGCCCCCGCUCCCUUAGCUGGCCCUUCCGGGAGCCGCCUGGUGUCUUGGGCAGGAAGGGGAAGGGGCCAAAGCCGGGGGAAGGCGUGGCAGGAAGGAGGGAACUCUGUGGUCUGGGAGACGCUUGCUGAGCACAGCUGCGCCGAGCCCUCCGAGCGUCCGCGCCCCAGCCUGCGGCCCCUCAGCCCCUUGCCAAGAUGAUUCCAGCAGUGGUUUUGCUUUUACUCCUUUUGGCUGAAAAAGCAGCUGCCCUGGGAGAGCCUCAGCUCUGCUACAUCCUGGAUGCCAUCCUGUUCUUGUACGGCAUUGUCCUCACCCUGCUCUACUGUCGGCUCAAGAUCCAGGUGCGAAAGGCAGCGAUAGCCAGCUAUGAGAAAUCAGAUAGUGUUUACACGGGCCUGAGCACCCGGACCCAGGAGACGUACGAGACCCUGAAGCACCAGAAACCAGCGCAGUGAUUUCAGAACAGACGCCUUGUCCGGGGUUCUCCUAGCCCUCGUGGCUGGUAUGGCCUAUGCCUGCCCAUCAUCAGUGCCACCUGACCCUAUGCCUGUAAUGAUGCUGUGCCCCCUGUUAAGAGACCUACACUCAGAUGCUGUUUGUUAGUGUUUACAUUCUAAUCUCACCCCCUUACCUCACCCUUCUCUUCCGCAUCCCCAGCUCCUACUAAACAAUGGAAAGCGAGUACAACCAAUAAAGCCUGCGAGGACUGGA